This is a messenger RNA of Spodoptera litura, 966 nucleotides long. RefSeq lists its product as uncharacterized. The record is from RefSeq and is a predicted model, not a curated record. NCBI's taxonomy places the organism in Eukaryota, Metazoa, Arthropoda, Insecta, Lepidoptera, Noctuidae.
ACGUUAAUCAGCCCUUACAACACUGGUCCUGUUUUAUUUCGGCGAGAUAACUGACAAUUUGUUCAAUGUGAAUUGAAUAGUGCAAGAAAGUUUCUGUUUUCAUGUCAGUGCCUAAUAGGUACUAUGAGUCUACUUACCUACCUACCCUAGACCUUGGUGCAGUGAUUGUUGGGUCACUGUUACCGGCUGCUGCGGGUUCGAUUUCCGCACAAAACAAGAAUGAAAACUUCGUGGGAAUCCUGCGGCUAAAAAAAACUGGUUAUCUGUGGUUGCUCCUAUGUACCUACUCCGUUUGAUAGGCCAUCCCAAAGAGUAUGAUUAGUAAGGGCCAUCCACUGAUAUGAUAUAAAUCUAUGGGGCCAUCCUACAGUCGCUCGCUCCACCAUAGAUGCAUAGAUAGGUGUUCUCUUUUUCAAAAGUUGUCAUAUUUCUCCGAUAGACUAUAGACAUGACCAUCGUCAUAUUUUGAAGUUAAUCUUAUUUCAUUGUAUUUUUAUAACGUUUACACAUGGACAUCUAAAUUAAAAACUACCAUGGGUCGAAUGUCGGGUAUAAAAUGGGAAAAAGCUACACAAUGUCGACCUGUUCACAACAUCAUUUCUUCAGAUUUUCCCAAGUAUAACCCCCAACCAUGGAAGUUUAUGGAAGGUCACCCACGUAUUGAAUGGUUGCUCUCAUACGAGUAUCAGAGAAUGUGGAUAGAUGAAAUUGAAGCUUGGAAAAAGCGAAUGUAUCCUGAAAACACCACAGUAAAUGUAGACGUUGUGAAACGUUAUGUUCUUACUUUUAAAACUAAUCAUCAACCUGCAAAACCAGAAAAGAAGAAACCAUUUAAAAUGAAAAAGUUUGAAGGUAUUAAAGGUAAACUUGAUUCUAAACGUCCACCAAACGAUAAAGCGACGAAAGGAAGCAUAUCUCAAGAAAAUAGUAAAGGCGAAUAAAUAAUAUAGAAAUGACGUUUAGUGA